Ricinus communis (castor bean) is the source of this 3615-nucleotide messenger RNA. RefSeq lists its product as uncharacterized. Gene Ontology annotation, molecular function: small GTPase binding. The transcript is spliced from 22 exons. Bases 194 to 3463 code for a protein of 1089 amino acids. Gene Ontology annotation, cellular component: cytosol; nuclear envelope. Gene Ontology annotation, biological process: protein import into nucleus. The record is from RefSeq and is a predicted model, not a curated record. Lineage: Eukaryota; Viridiplantae; Streptophyta; Magnoliopsida; Malpighiales; Euphorbiaceae.
UUGGUAAUUCCUCCUAGUCUCCACGUGUCUCGAUCAUAUUAACAUUUGGACCAUCUUCGGUUAGGGGAUGUAGCUCAAACGGUAGAGCGCUCGCUUUGCAUGCGAGAGGUACGGGGUUCGAUACCCCGCAUCUCCAGGGUUCUCAGUAUCCAAUACCGGACUACCGGCAGAGUGACCACCCAAAAACAGCAAAAUGGAGGUGUUUCAAAUUGCUCAGUUGCUAAACAACACGCUUAAUCCCGAUGUCAACGUCGUUCGUACGGCUGCAGAAUCUCUGGAUCGCCUUUCUCUCCUCCCUCAGUUCCCCUACUCCCUCCUCUCUGUAGCCACUGGAGGUGAAACUCAAGGUCAAAGAGUUGCUGCUGCUACAUACCUUAAGAAUUUCACUAGGAGAAACAUCAAUAAUGAUGGUCCGAAUUCGAAAGUUAGUAAAGAGUUCAAGGAUCACCUUUUGCAAACUUCACUUCAAGUGGAGUCUGCAGUUCUAAAAGUCUUAGUUGAAGUGUUCCGAAUCAUUGUUGUUGCUGAGUUUGUUGAGAAGAAUUGUUGGCCUGAACUUGUACCUGAUCUGCGGUCUGCGAUUUCUAAUAGUAAUCUUAUUAACAAUAAUGCAAAUUGUCAGUGGAAUACUAUUAAUUCCCUCACACUUCUCCGAGCCCUUGUCAGACCUUUCCAGUAUUUUCUAAACCCUAAAGUUGCUAAGGAGCCGGUGCCACCGCAAUUAGAGCUAAUUACAAAAGAAAUUCUUGUACCUAUCUUAGCUGUUUUCCAUCAGCUCAUUGAUAAGGCAUUAUCCACCAACGGUAGGCCAGAUCUGGAAGUGGAGAAUUUCCUUCUCAUUAUAUGCAAAUCCAUACAUUUCACUGUUAGGUCACAUAUGCCAUCUGCACUAGUACCUUCUCUACCCUCAUUGUGCCGGAAUUUGACUGGACUUCUUGAUUCCUUGAGCUUUGAUCGCGGUGUUACUUCAGAAGAUGGGCACCGGCUAAGACUAAAGACUGGAAAAAGGAGUUUGCUCAUAUUUUCUGCUCUAGUUACCCGACAUCGCAAAUAUUCUGACAAGUUAAUGCCGGACAUCCUUAACUGUGCUCUGAGGAUUGCCAGAAACAGCACAUAUAUCAGUAGGCUUGAAUUCCUGUCAGAAAGAAUUAUCUCAUUAGCUUUUGACGUAAUUUCCCACAUCCUGGAGACAGGCCCGGGAUGGAGAUUGGUAUCACCCUACUUUUCAUCUUUGUUGGAUUCUGCAAUCUUCCCAGUGCUAGUGCUGAACGAGAAGGAUAUCUCAGAGUGGGAGGGAGAUGCAGAAGAGUACAUACGAAAGAAUCUUCCAUCAGAACUUGAAGAAAUUUCCGGAUGGAGGGAGGAUCUGUUUACAGCUAGGAAAAGUGCAAUAAAUCUACUUGGUGUUAUUUCAAUGUCGAAAGGACCUCCUACGGCAACCUCUCAUAAUGGUUCAGUCGCAUCCUCUAAGCGUAAGAAGGGUGAAAAGAACAAGAGAGAUAACCAGCGGUGUUCUAUGGGGGACUUGUUGGUCCUUCCAUAUUUGUCUAAGUUUCCCGUUCCCUCUGAUGCUGAUGCAUUGAAAGCAAGAAUCAUAAAUGAUUAUUUUGGGGUUCUAAUGGCAUAUGGUGGCCUGCAAGAUUUUCUAAAAGAGCAAAAACCUGGAUAUGUAACUCUUUUGGUUUGCAAUCGAUUGCUACCAUUGUAUACAGUGUCCUUAACCUCACCAUAUCUGGUUGCUGCUGCAAAUUGGGUUCUUGGGGAGCUAGCAUCCUGUCUAUCAGAAGAGAUGAAGGCAGAUGUGUAUUCCUCAUUGCUGAAGGCACUUGCAAUGCCGGAUAAUGAAGAUACUUCUUGCUAUCCUGUUCGGGUUUCUGCGGCUGGGGCAAUAGUUGAGCUUCUUGAAAAUGAAUAUCUACCGCCUGAGUGGCUUCCUCUUCUUCAAGUUGUGAUUAGUAGAAUAGAUAUUGAAGAGGAGGAGACUUCAGUUUUGUUUCAGCUUCUGAGCACUGUGGUGGAAGCUGGUGAUGAAAAUAUUGCAGAUCAUAUUCCAUACAUAGUUUCAUCAUUAGUUGGAGUACUCUUGAAGUUUAUGCAUCCUGGUCUGGAGUCAUGGCCUCAAGUGGUUGAAAGGGGCUUUGCAACAUUAGCAGUAAUGGCUCAGUCCUGGGAGAACUUCUUGCCUGAAGAGAUUGAACAGAUUGAAUCAAGUGAAAAACUGGCAUCUGGUCGAGCUGUCAUUGGUAAAGCUUUGUCGGCUUUGUUGCAAUGGACUUGGCUUGUGCCCUUGCAUCCAGCGGAGGAUCGAGAAGGUCAGAUUUCUCCAACUCCAACAUGUAUAGAUGAUUCAUCAACCCUGCUGCAUUCCAUUAUGCUUUCUGUUACCGGAAGUGAUGUAAUUCUACAACUUAAGCUAUCUGAGUUAUUGUUAGUUUGGGCUGAUCUGAUUGCUGACUGGCAUGCCUGGGAAGAAUCCGAAGAUCUAUCAAUCUUUGACUGCAUUAAGGAAGUUGUUAACCUAAACAGUAAGUAUGGGCUGAAGAAUUUCAUCACUAGACAGAUGCCUUCACCUCCUUCUCCGCCUGUGCCACCACAAUCUAUUAUUGAAGGCAUUGGUGCUUUUGUUAGCGAGGCCAUUCUACAGUAUCCAUCUGCAACAUGGAGGGCUUGCUCGUGUGUCCAUAUGCUACUACAUGUCCCAUGUUACCCAACUGAAACAGAAGUGAAGCAGUCACUAACAAUUUCUUUUUGUCAAGCUGCAUUUUCUCAUUUCAAGGAAAUUCAAAGCAAGCCUUGUUCGCUCUGGAAGCCUUUGCUGCUUGUUAUAUCAUCAUGCUAUUUGAGUUGUCCUGAUAUUGUGGAGGGGAUUUUGGAGAAAGAUGUGAAGGGAGGCUUUGCAAUUUGGGGAUCUGCACUUGCAUCUGUCUGCACUGGUUCUUCUGAACGUGGUCUGGUGGAAAAAUCUGAGAUAAAGUUGGCAGUCAUGACACUAGCAAAGAUAACUGAGCGGCUUUUAGGACAAGAGAAUUCAGGUGGUUGUUCGUUAGGUGAUUGCUUUAAUUCAUUGAUGGAGGCAUCAGUACGGGUGAAAGAAGUGCAAGAAGAAACGAAAGAGGAAGAAAGCAAUGCAGAAGCUGAAGAUGAUGAAGAAGAAGAUGAAGAUGACUAUGAUGAUGAGGAUUCUGAGGAUGAUGAACGUGAAGAAACUGAAGAAGAGUUUCUAGAAAGAUAUGCAAAAGCAGCAGUGGCCUUGGAUAAUGGAAUAGAUGUUGAAGAGGGGGAUUUGGAAGAUCAAGAUCAUGAUAUUGAAUUGGGUAUUUUGGAAGAAGUAGAUGAGAAGAGAAUUAUAUAUUCAUUGAUAGAAAGAUAUCAUUUUGUCAUACGGGAGCAGGCAUUGUCACCGCUGAUCAUCUCCAAUUUCCUGCUUGCCUUUCCAGAGUGUAAUCGUUUCUUCCAGAAAUAGAGACAUACAUGAUUUCUUUAAGGUCUAUGCAAGAGAAAGAAGAAUGCAUGCAACUUUAGUUAUUGUUUCAAUUAACCUGACAUUUAAGUGGUCUUGGUAUGUCCAUCAUGAAUUCUGGAAAUGAUAUUUAGUUUUGAUUUUUCUUUCUGCAA